Messenger RNA from Owenia fusiformis, 1005 nucleotides. NCBI's taxonomy places the organism in Eukaryota, Metazoa, Annelida, Polychaeta, Sabellida, Oweniidae. The record is from the annotation of a GenBank genome assembly.
AUCCUGUAGAGCUUUACUCCAAAUUUAUAUUUUUAUUAUUUUUUAGUUUUACAUUGAAAUUUACAUAUGAGGGACCUAUAAAAUGUGAUUUGGAUGAGCAGGUAUUGUCCAUAUUUUUCUCUAGGAGGGAACACCGAACUACAAAUCAAACUUUUUUGGGGAAGAACCACAACUUUAGGUUAAAUGGCACUAACUUAUGAAGUACUAUACCAUGAUAAGGAAUUGUGUCUUGAAUAUAUUGUGAAAGCCACAAAGUUUUCGAUCUUAAAAUGGAUAUUAUGGACAACUGCAUUCAACAUUAUAGGAUUAAUGUGUCAUCUGCACCACCAAGACUGGCGUCUACUGCUCGUAGUAGCUGCCUCUCUUUGUAUAUGCCUAUUACUCAAGAUAUACCUUAAAGUUGUCCAGGAAUCCUUAUUGAUUGUAAAAUCACUUGGAGUACAACAAACUACAACAUUUGCAACUGGCCGCACAAAAUCUACAUUCUUUAAUGAUAUUGACAUUAAAGCACUUGUAAUUAACGAGGCUGUGACAAUGCAUACUAUAACAUCCUACUUGGCCAUCCUGCUUAAGACAAACCCCACAAAUACACCACCGAUCAAAAUUGCUCAAAAUGGAUAUACUCAAGAAAGAUACAUUGACAAUACUGUUGUAUUGAAAGCUGAAGAAAAGACAAAUGAAUUCAAGGUCGUGCCACUGUAUACCUCACUGUGGCCAAGAUUGCCAUUUCUCAUAUCUGUUUAUCAGGGAUCACAAAUUCUCAGUUUAAAUCAGAGACAUGAAAAGAUUUCUUGAGACCAUUUACCAUUACCAUUUACCUUGAGACCAUUUUUUAUAUUUAUUGGAGCUCUCAUAAGAAUACUGGACUUAAAAAUAAUUACAAAAACAAGACAUCCGAAUUGUGAACAUUGAGUUUUGAAUGCACCUACAGUGAGACCUGAAUAUCCAAACAUCUCUGUAAUAUGAACAAAAAUAAGGCAUAUAAAGGGGCAACAAGGACUGUAG